AAUCCAAAUCACACACUCAAAAACAUUGUUUCAGAUCGAUCUGCUCUGACAAACCCUAUCUUUCAUCACACCUGUUUCUCAUCAUCACUUCAUCUCCAUCACAUAUACAUACACAAUUCAUCUCUAUAUCACCUUCAGGAAUAACUAAUUCACUGCAAACAGUUACCGGAAUUCAAUUUUACCGGUAGAACAUUCCGGUUGACGAUUACAGGAUUCGCAAUUCUGCACGCAAAUCGUCUCAAAAGUUGUUGUAACUACUGAAUUUUGUAACGGAAACGAAGUUCAGAUCGAUUCAAGGUGACGGAAUAUAUAAAACCUAAUCUAAUCGGAAUCGGAAUUACGUCGUGAAUGCAACCGCAAUCACGUCAUCUACGUGUGCGGUGCUAGAUCUGUUGAUACGUGACGAUUCAGUUAGAAUUCAGGUGACCGGAGUGAGCGGUGGUCAAUUUUGACCUAAUUUUGGAUCAAAUUGAAAUCAGUAGAAACAAAAUCUGUAGAUCCUGAUGGAGCUUCCGCAACCACGUCCGUACGGAACACAAGGUAGGAAACCAACGCAUAACUUUCUUUCGCUUUAUUCACCUGCACAGCAAGAUCCAUCUUCUAUUCCUCCAGGUGGGUUCCUUGAAACUCACGACUUCUUGCAACCACUGGAACGAACAGAAGGAAAUAAAUUCGAAGAACCAAUAAGUGCAGUGGAACACAUUCUGCCAGGUGGCGUAGGGACUUACAGUAUUAGUCAUAUUUCUUGUAUAAGUCAAAGUCAAAGUCAAAGGAUGGGAAAGGCUGAAGGGGUUGUGAUCAGACCAGUACAAUCUAGUGGUAGUGAUAGAAAUGAUGAGAAUUCAAACUGUAGUUCUUACACAGGGAGUGGUUUCUCACUAUGGGAAGAAUCUGCUGUAAAGGGAAAGACAGGGAAGGAGAAUAUUGCUGGAAACACACGUGUAAUAAGAGAGGGUGGCAUUAUGAAGACGGGAGAAGGGCCAUGGGUGACAUCCAUGGACCGGCCGUCACAGUCUUCAUCUGCGCAUAACCACCCAACCGCGAGCAUCAGUUCUCUCUCAUCUUCGCGCCCAUCAUCAGCUCAAAAUAAUCCGAGUUUUGUUGAUGUGUUAAAAUUUGCUAAAAGUAGCCGAGAUGAUGAGGAUGAUGAAGAACACGGGUUUGUUAUCAAGCAAGAGCCAUCCUCACACUACAAAGGUGUUUUGUCUGUUAAAGUAGACACAUCACACCAGGAUCAAAAGCCCAACACUCCGCGUUCUAAGCAUUCGGCUACUGAGCAACGAAGAAGAAGCAAAAUCAAUGACAGAUUUACAAUGCUGAGAGAAAUCAUUCCACAAGGUGACCAAAAGCGCGAUAAGGCGUCAUUUCUAUUAGAGGUUAUUGAAUACAUUCGGUUUCUACAAGAGAAGACGCACAUGUACGAGGACUCAUGUCGGAAUAACAAUAAUAACGAUAAUAAUCAAAGACCAACUGAAGGUUUCAUUGACCAACCACUAGUCAACAAGGGCAAUGUUUCCUUAAACCUUCCGAAAAAGGGUCAAGCCCUAUUAGAUACCAACGUAAGUUUGCAAGAACAAAUUGGUCAAAACCCGUGUUUGACCAAUAACAGAUCAUGCACAAACGAUGGCACAGCAAGUGAUAAACUGAAAGAUGAGGAAGUUACUAUUGAAAGUGGCACAAUUAGCAUCUCAACGAUUUACUCUCAAGGGUUACUGAGUACAUUAACACAAGCACUACAGAACUCUGGUGUGGACUUGUCACAAGCUAACAUAUCUGUACAAAUUGACCUUGGUAAAAGAGCAAAUACUAGUACACCCAUUUUCAAGAAAAAUGAAGUUUCUGGGUUGGAUGAAACGUUUGCGGGUUCAAGACUUGCAAGCACACGAGAGGAGAAGAGUGAUAAAGCUUUGAAGAGGUUUAAGACGGACCGAAAUUAGAUUGUUAUUAGGCUAAUUUAAGUAGUAGUCAUAUUUUUCCCAACAGGGUCCGCUUGCGGAUCAUUACUGACUUUCAUUUGUGUUUAAAUAUACGUUGUACAUUCGGGUCGGGGGUCGGGUGGGGUGCACAGAAUGUUCUGAGUUCUGACAAAAAGAAUUAUUAGAUCCUAGAAAAUUGGGCAUCUAGUUAUUUAUUGAAAAGGCCUUAUGAACAACAAUAUAUGGUGUUGUGAUUUUGUUUGUUUCCUUGCGGUUAAUAUUAUAAAAAUACAAAAAAUUUCUUUCA
Helianthus annuus (common sunflower) is the source of this 2223-nucleotide messenger RNA. RefSeq names its product transcription factor BIM1. Gene Ontology annotation, biological process: DNA-templated transcription. Lineage: Eukaryota; Viridiplantae; Streptophyta; Magnoliopsida; Asterales; Asteraceae. The coding region runs from base 504 to 1937 and encodes 477 amino acids. The record is from RefSeq and is a predicted model, not a curated record. The transcript has 12 exons. Gene Ontology annotation, molecular function: DNA-binding transcription factor activity; protein dimerization activity.